This is a messenger RNA of Colletes gigas, 4842 nucleotides long. It is a transcript of the gene GluProRS, whose product is annotated as bifunctional glutamate/proline--tRNA ligase. Lineage: Eukaryota; Metazoa; Arthropoda; Insecta; Hymenoptera; Colletidae. The transcript is spliced from 13 exons. The record is from RefSeq and is a predicted model, not a curated record. Gene Ontology annotation, molecular function: glutamate-tRNA ligase activity; ATP binding; proline-tRNA ligase activity. Gene Ontology annotation, biological process: prolyl-tRNA aminoacylation; glutamyl-tRNA aminoacylation; translation. Gene Ontology annotation, cellular component: cytoplasm; aminoacyl-tRNA synthetase multienzyme complex. The coding region runs from base 110 to 4741 and encodes 1543 amino acids.
CGAUCAGACAGGAUCCGGUGUAAUCGAGCACAUGGAUAGGCGAUUUUAACCUACGUGGAUGAACAUAUUUAUGAAUUUCAGUAUUUAAACUGAAUUUUUACGUAUAAAAAUGAUUUAUAAGCUUACAAUUAAUCCAAGAAACCCUCCAACAGAUGCACUGAUAGUAGCAGAAGUAGUUAAAUCUCGAAAUAAAGAAACAAUCGAGGUAGUUUGGUGCAAUGAUUGGAAAGGCAAUGGAAAUGUCCAGUUAACGGAUAGCCAAGGUAAUGUGCUAGGCGAAAGGAGCAAUGAUGUUGGUCGUUACUUUGCUAGAACUACACAUACAGAUCUUUAUGGUGGUGUCAGUCCUCGUGAAAAAACCGAAGUUGAUCAUUGGUUGUCUUUUACAAUUGGAUUUUUAGAAUCUCUUCCAUUAAAGGAGAGUGCAUUGCAAUAUUUAGAUAAUGCAUUAAUGACAACCACUUGGUUGGUCUCUAAAAAAUUAACAUUAGCCGAUAUCCAUGUAUUUUGUGCUCUUUUGGAUAAGAAAUUUUCUCCAAAGUUUGAGAAACAAUUUGCCAACAUAAGUAGAUGGUAUAAACAGAUACUUUCAUUGCCUGCUGUUGUAGAGGUAUUGUCCUCGAUUAAAAAGAACGCCAAAAUGUCUGUUCCAAAUGAUUUGCAAUCUGAAAAGAUUGCCAAGAAACAAAUUGGACAAAGAAAGCAAGAAGGGAAAUUCAUUGAGUUACCUGGAGCAGAAAUGGGUAAAGUUGUAGUGCGUUUUCCACCAGAGGCAAGCGGUUACCUGCAUAUUGGUCAUGCCAAGGCAGCUUUGUUGAACCAGUAUUAUGCGGAAGCAUUUAAAGGGCAACUUAUUAUGAGAUUCGAUGAUACAAAUCCUGCAAAAGAAAAUGUAGAAUUUGAAAAAGCUAUUCUAGAAGAUUUAAAACUACUGCAAAUCAAACCAGAUCGAUUUACACAUUCUUCUGAUUACUUUGAUAUAAUGCUGGAGUACUGUACUAAAUUAAUAAAAGAAGGAAAAGCAUAUGUGGAUGACACUCCCGCUGAAAUAAUGAAGGAACAACGUGAUCAGAAAUUGAUGUCAUCGAAUAGAAAUAAUUCCGUUGAAAAAAAUCUGAAAAUAUGGAAUGAAAUGCAACAGGGUACUUCCAAAGGUCAGGAAUGUUGUGUAAGAGCAAAAAUUGAUUAUGAAUCAGCAAAUGGAUGUUUACGAGAUCCAACAAUUUAUAGAUGCAAACCAGAGCCACAUCCUCGAACGGGAACAAAAUACAAGGUGUAUCCAACAUAUGAUUUUGCUUGUCCUAUCGUUGAUGCCAUUGAAAAUGUUACACAUACGUUACGUACAACAGAAUAUCACGACAGAGAUGUUCAAUUUUAUUGGAUAAUCGAUGCCCUGGGAUUGAACCGUCCUUAUAUAUGGGAAUACUCUCGCUUGAACAUGGUUAACACAGUUUUGUCUAAAAGAAAACUAACUUGGUUCGUUGAUAAAGGUUUGGUCGAUGGGUGGGAUGAUCCGCGUUUCCCAACAGUAAGAGGAAUUUUAAGGAGAGGAAUGACUGUCGAAGGAUUAAAGCAGUUUAUAAUUGCUCAAGGUAGUUCACGGUCUGUCGUUUUUAUGGAGUGGGACAAAAUAUGGGCAUUUAAUAAAAAAGUAAUCGAUCCCAUUGCUACUAGGUAUACUGCUAUGGAUUAUGAUAAACUUGUACCAGUAUAUAUAGAUAAUGCGAAAGAAGGCUGGAUGACUGUUCAGAAUCAUCCAAAAGAUCCAUUAAAAGGUACUAAACAAGUGUUAACAAGCUCAUUAUUGUACAUAGAAAGAGAUGAUGCAGAUAUGCUAGUCGAAGGUCAAAAUACAACCUUCAUUAAUUGGGGCAACAUAAUAAUAAAUAAAGUUGAAAAGGAGAACGGUGUUGUUAAGAAAGUGUUAGCACAAUUAAAUUUAGAGAAUAAUGAUUAUAAAAAUACAUUGAAAAUCACAUGGUUGGCAAUGCCUUCUGAUAAAACUGACAGUGAUAUUAAUACGGUUAAACCAAUCUCAUGUUAUGCUGUUUACUUUGAUCAUAUUAUAAAUAAACCUGUUUUGGGAAAGAAUGAUGUUUUCACAGAUUUUGUUGCAAAAAAUACAAGAACCGAGGUACAAAUGCUUGGAGAAAUGGAAUUGAAAUGUGUGAAAGAAGGAGAAAUAAUUCAAUUACAAAGGAAAGGAUUCUUUCGAUGCGAUGUGCCCUAUGCGCCAGCCAGUCCAUUUUCUUCUAGGGAACAGCCUUUAAUUUUAUUUCAUAUACCGGAUGGGCAUUCUGUAAACACAACAAAAUCUGCAUCGACGGAUACUGCUACACCAAUCAUUUCUACGAAAGAGUCCUCUCAAAAAAAUGAUACGGUGCAAAAUGCAAAUCUACUGAAUAAAAGUAUUAUUGAUCAAGGCGAGAAAGUACGUAAUUUAAAAUCCAAAAAAGCAGAUAAAGCUACAAUUGCCGCAGAAGUAAAAAUUCUUCUGAAUUUAAAGGCUGAUUAUAAAACGUGUACUGGAACAGAUUGGGUACCAGGAAUGGCUUCAGAUAAUACGCCACAAACAACGUCCAUAAAUUCUGACAAAAAAAAAUUAUCCCAAGACACGCAGCAAGAAAGUAAAGUCAAAGAAUUACAGCUAAAGAUAAAUCAAGAAAUGCAACGUCUUUCUGAUUUAAUGGCAAUAUAUAAAAGUAAGACAGGUGUCGAUUGGGUAGAAACAGAAAAUAAAAAUGUAUUGACAGAAUUGAAAAAAGUAAAGAAAGUAGACACGAAUUCAUCGAGUACUGCUAUGCCACCAGGACCUCAAGAAGCAUCGGCUGAUACAACAAUUAAUAGCGAACAAAUAUCUAAGGAAAUAGAGAAACAAGGGAACAAAGUAAGGCAGAUGAAAGCUUCGAAAGCAAAAAAAGAUAUAAUUGAUCAAGAAGUGAAGUUACUUUUAAAAUUGAAAAGUGAUUUCAAAGCUGCAACUGGCGAAGAAUGGAAACCGUCUACUACUCCAGCAACUAAUGUAAAGAAAGAAGAAAUUAAUGUCGAUAAACUCUCAGAGAGCAUACAGAAACAGGGAAAUGAAGCAUUAAGUGAUAGGACAUCUAAAAAGAAGAAAAAAGAAGAUACUUCUAAGACUGGAAAACAGAAGAAUGAUUUGAACAAAGAAACAGUUAAAGCGAAAAGUGUAAAAGAUUUAGAUAUUGAAAAAACUGGAACGAGAUUAGGAAUAGAAGCAAAGAAAGAAGAAAAUUUCUUUAAAUGGUAUUCUCAAAUUAUUACUAAGAGCGGUAUGAUCGAAUACUACGACGUGUCAGGCUGUUAUAUACUUCGUCCAUGGAGUUUUGCUAUAUGGAAAAUAAUAAAGGAAUACGUUGAUAAAGAAAUAACAGAAUUAGGCGUCCAAGAAUGUUAUUUUCCUAUUUUUGUUACACGUUCAGUGUUAGAGAAAGAACAAGCUCACAUAGCGGAUUUUGCACCUGAAGUCGCGUGGGUUACAAAGUGUGGAGAAUCAGACUUGGCGGAACCUAUUGCUAUAAGACCGACAUCGGAAACUGUAAUGUACCCGGCCUAUGCCAAAUGGUUAAAAUCAGGCGUCGAGUUACCUCUGAAACUUAAUCAAUGGAACAACAUAGUGAGAUGGGAAUUCAAAGACCCUAAACCGUUCUUACGUACGAGAGAAUUUUUAUGGCAGGAAGGCCAUACCGCAUUUGCCACUAAAGCCGAGGCAGAUGAAGAAGUAAUGACAAUUUUAAAUCUGUACGCCAGAGUAUACGAGGACUUGUUAGCAGUUCCUGUUGUUAAAGGUCGUAAAACUGAAAAAGAAAAGUUCGCCGGUGGCGAUUACACCACCACGGUCGAGGCUUUUAUCCCAACGAACGGUCGUGCGAUACAAGGAGGAACCAGUCACCAUCUUGGACAAAAUUUUUCUAAAAUGUUUAAUAUACAAUUAGAGGGUGCCGUAGAAGGAGACGAGAAGACAUUCGUCUAUCAAAAUUCAUGGGGCUUAACGACUCGAACAAUUGGAGUUAUGAUAAUGGUUCACGGAGAUGAUAAAGGUUUGGUACUACCACCAAAUGUGGCUUCUAUUCAAGCUAUCAUAGUACCGUGUGGUAUCACAGCAAAUACAACAUCUCAAGAAAGAGAAUUGUUGUUUAAGGAAUGCAACGCAUUAUUUCAGGAAUUGUCGACGGAUAAGACGCUCAGAGUAAAAGCUGAUUAUCGUAAAAAUCGUACACCAGGUUGGAAAUUUAACGACUGGGAAUUGAAAGGUGUACCUGUUAGAAUCGAAUUAGGUCCGAAAGACUUGUUAAAGAAUCAGGUCACAUUUGUACGCAGAGAUACUUCUGAAAGAAUUCAAGUCGAUAGAUUAAAUGUGCUUACAGCGUUACGUACGGUACUGACUAAUAUACAAUCAAGUCUAUUUUCCAAAGCAAAAAUAAAUUUAAACGAGCAUAUCAAAUGUGUAGACAAUUGGAAUGACUUUUGUACAGAACUCAAUAAGAAGAACAUGCUGCUAUCACCGUUUUGUGGAGACUGUUCAUGCGAAGAUAAUAUUAAAGCUGAUAGCGCACGGGAGGAGACUGGAGAAGAACCUGAAGCAUUGUCAAUGGGUGCAAAAAGUCUUUGCAUACCAUUUGAACAACCAACCACAUCAAAACCACUCGAUACACAAAACUGCAUUUAUCCCAGUUGCCAGAACAAACCAAAAUUUUAUACGCUUUUUGGUCGUAGUUAUUAGACUCCUUUAAUGAAAAAAAUUGAAAAUAAUUAACACACCGAAGAUGACUUCAGAGAAGACAAUUUUGGUAUAUAAUUUCAGUGAAAAGUGUAUUAUAUUUC